Molecule: messenger RNA, 5289 nt
Organism: Naegleria fowleri
Lineage: Eukaryota; Heterolobosea; Eutetramitea; Acrasida; Naegleriidae
Exons: 2
Coding region: 1-5289 (1762 amino acids)
Biological process (GO): proteasome-mediated ubiquitin-dependent protein catabolic process; protein polyubiquitination
Molecular function (GO): ubiquitin protein ligase activity
Source: RefSeq, a predicted model, not a curated record
AUGCCACAAAAAGAAGGCACCAAAAGAAAGAGAAAUCACAGAAAACAACAACAAAACAACAAACGCAAAAAAAAGCAACAUUCCCAAAACAGUACUUCCAGCAUUGUUUCACAAGCAGCAUCCACAAGUACAAAUUAUUCUUCAUCGUUUGAAAAAACAUCAAUCGGACAACACUCAACAAGUAAUAGUAGUGAUAAUCAUACUGUUUUCUCUUCAUCAAGAAGUAGUAGUGGUUUACAAACCUUGCAGAAUCCUGAAAUUCCUUUGCAACAGGUUCACUCGGACAGUCAUUUGUUGGUUCAGAACAAUUUGCAAGGAGCAAGCAAUUCAUCCCGAAAGAAGAAGAGAAAGAAAAAGAACUCUUUCCAACAACAAUCAUCAUUUCAUACAAAAGAUUCACCUAACGAUCAAGAAAUUUCUUCUUCCGAGAGCAUCUCAAGCACGAGUAGUAGAACAAGAAGCCACCUUAUUGUAAAUAGUUCCGAUCCCACAACAAAUACCUUGAAGGAGAACCCAAAUAUUGCUUCUUCAUCUCCUUCAGUGGUAGUAGUUUCCUCUUCAUCGUCAUCACCAGGAGCCUCUUCAUCAUCAUCAUCAUUGAAUAGACCCUCGCAUUGGCAAAUCGUUCGCUCUCUCAAAGGCUUCCACCCAAAAUCAAAAAACAAAAAAAAAUCUAAAAAUACUCCAUUGUUCAGCACUGAACUUUCUACUCCAUCGGCAGGCAGCAGUAAUUUGAAUUCGGAACAUAGCAGCGAUCAAGACGAACACUUUGAAACAGAUAGCGAAAGCACAAUGUCUGAUAACUCAUCCGCACAGUCCAAUACAUUCCAAUCGACAUUGGAGAAUAUAAUUCAAAAUUAUGGACAUCAUAUCGCGAGAGGAACUGCUGUUCCCACAGAACAAUUGGAAGAUAUUAUUCAGGGAUUAAAAGAUUACAGCAACCCAACAAGACAGUUUGAUUCCGUAUCAGAGCUUUGUAACAUUAUUGCCAUAUCCAAUGAACAAGCCCUAUCCAGAAUGGGUAUUGAUCGUUUUAUCCCAGAGUUGUUAAACAUAUUGUCCAGUAAUGAGAGUUAUGAUCUUAUGGUGCUGUCAGCAAGAACUCUUCUCAACACUAUGGAUAUUUAUCCUCCCUCAUGCUCAAUUGUAGCGUCCAAUGGAGGCAUCAAUGUUAUUUCUCAAAAAAUUCUUUCGAUUGAAUACAUUGAUUUGGCAGAAUUAUCUAUUCAAAUGAUAGAACAUUUAUCUCAUCAAUAUGGUUCCUCAUUGCUUCAAGAAGGCGUCUUGAUGGCUUCACUCACUUAUAUUGACUUUUUCGGUAUGGACAUGCAAAAGAAAAUUUUGAGAAUUGCAUCUUCCUUAUGUAAAUCUAUUUCCAAGUCUCAGUACGAGCUGGCAUGUGAUUCACUUCCAACCAUUUCACGAUUUUUAUCAAACUCCGAACAUUCUAUGACUGACAGCGCUAUAUUUUGCCUAACAAGAAUUGUUUAUCCAUUUUUAAAGGAAGAUGAAAAACUCUUAAAUAUUUGCAACUCAUCUGAACUUUUGAGCCACGCAACCGAAAUAAUUUCUAAUGACAAAUCCUCUAAGAAUACCAUUAGCUUGAUGUUGAAACUGCUCAAAUCAGUAUCUAUUUGUUCACAAUUAGUGAAAGAUAUCUAUGAACGAGGUUUAAUACAUUUACUUACAGGUUUACUCUCUCCAGAAAGAGGUUUACAUGAAUGCUUACUUGACAUUCUGUACUUUAUUCUUGCAUUACUUCCAAAAUUGCCAAGAAAAGACGAGUUUGCAUGCCAAUUAUCCCAUUCUCAAAGAAAGAAGCUGCUUGUUAGGAUGACAGAAGUGAAACCUCCAAACCAACCAACACAAUAUGUAUCUGAAGAGCCUACAUCUCAGGAUAGACUCGAAUCGUUGUUUACAGAACAACCAGAACUAUUGCUAACAGCCUCAGAGAUAUUACUCGAGCCUUUGAUCAACAUAUUCUCAUCGAAUCAAAACGAUCAAGUAAGCAAUGUACUCUUGCAAAUUAUUGGAACCAUUAUUUAUUUCUCUCCUUCUCAAAUGUUGGUCGAAACACUGAAAGACAUUCCAUUCUCAACGUUCCUUGCCUCCCUACUUUCUAGUGACGACAUCUCACGUGUAAGCACUGCUUUGCAAAUCUCCGAUAUUUUAUCAAGCAAACUUCCUUCUAUUUUUGAUAUCUACUUCUUGAGAGAGGGAGUUAUUCAUAGAAUUAAAGCCAUUGGAGGAAGAGAUCCAAAUUCGAAAGAGGAGUUUUUAAUAGAUCAAAUGCGAAAAAAGACAGAAGAGGCAUAUCAAAAAGCAGAGCAAGAAAGAAAAGAAAAAGAAGAAAGGCUAAAAAAAGAAGCUAUCGAAAAGAACGAAAAGAUCAAAAACAAAUCAAAUGACUCUCAAAGCAGCGAAUCUGAAUCGGAAGAACAGUACCAAGAUCCGGAAAAAAUUUCAGUGUCUUGGGUCGAACCUCAUGUCGACCUUCCCAAGCUUCCAAAGCUUAGCCGUCUUUACUGCGAGAAGCAUAAAAAAUCACCAUUCAAAAAUAGCGAGUUAGUGGGUUAUGCUGUUGCUAAGGCACAGUUGAUUUUCGACAAAUAUUAUGAAAGGACGAAGGAUGUAGAAAUGGAAAGCAAAAAUUUUGUGAAGCUCAAAACAAUUGCUAGCUCUUUGGAAAAGGUAAUUUUAUCCAAAGAUACAGAUGUAGAACUUGAAGAAUCCCUUCUCAGAAAUAUUAGGGAGCUAAUCAUUUCAGAGGAUGGCGUUUCUAAUUUCGAGUUUUUAAAUAGCGGGGUGGCUCAUGCGAUUUACGAAUAUUUAUCAAGAAAAGACGGUAAUAGACCUGUGAAGGAAAGACUUUUUCUUUUUGCUAGAAUAUUUGAUGAGGAUUUACCAAAAACUGCUGCUUCAUUAACAAGAACUAGAUCAAAGAGCUUCAGCAACACCAGUGAUAUGCUAACAGCUGACACUGAUAGCAAGAACAAUAUUACUAGCCCCACAUAUCUUACGGAGUUUGUGAAAAAGUUGUUUGAUGCAUUGAAUUCUGUGGAAAAUUUCAAUAUCAACGUAUCCGAAACAAGCUCCAUUGCUUCUAAUGUCAAUGCCGUCAUCAACAAGCUAUCCAAACAGUUUAAAUUAUCAUUAACAGAUGAACAAAGCAAACAAGUGAUUACUCUUCAAGUACAUCCUCUAACUAGAGUUAGGGAGGUUUGCUCGUUCUUGAUUUCUAAGGCAGGAGAAACACCAAAAGAGGAACCUGAAACCUUGUAUUCUUCAAGCACUGAUACAAGUUAUUUCCACUUGACAGAACGUGACGAUGAUGAAUUUAUUGGAACUGUUACCACAAUCGACAUUGAAACACCAGCUUCAGAAUUAGAUACACCAUUUUUAUCUGCUGAUGUGAUGGUUGAUGAAGAGAAGUCGCUAAAGUUUUGCCAAUUAUAUUUGAAUGGUAAUUUGGUAGAUGAAAAUAGUACUUUAUUUUCUGUAUUUUUCAAAAGUUGUUCAUCAUCACACCCUUCAAGUCUUAAUCUUGCUGACACAACUCAGAAUUUGACUUUUAAAAUUGUAGACACAAAGAAAGCAGAUGACAAUGAUGUGGUUAUGGACACUAAUACUAUUCUGAAAACAUCCAAAGUAGACGCACUAGUGAACAGUAUAACACAACACUGUAACGACAAUCAAAAGUUUCAAGAAGAGAAUAUCGAAAAAGACGCCAUUGAGCUACUCGAUCUUCUGAAAAUUUUGAAUGGUUUGAGCAAAAUUGCCCCCAUUCUUCCUCAUAAUGAGAAUAUGAAGCGUGUUCUAAUACCUUCUAGCAUGUUUUUAAACCCUAAACUUGCAUCGAAAAUUGUACGAUAUAUUCAAGACCCAUAUUACUUGUUUGGGGAUUGCUUCCCUUCAUGGCUACAUGUACUCAUGGAAAGAUACAGUUUUAUUUUCACAUUCGAUGUAAGACAAUUAUACUUUGACUUAACUUCUAAAGGAAUUGCAAGAGCUAUCCAAACGAUUCAAAACAGAUUUUCAAAGUCGAGAGAUAGAAAAACUCGCUUGAUUCAAAUUGGAAAACAAAAAGUAAGACUAUCUAGAUCACCAAAUAUACUGGCAAGCGCAUACAAGGCCUUUACAUCUAUUGAAACAAACAGAAUAAUUGAGUUUGAAUUCAAAGACGAAGUAGGUACGGGAACUGGACCAACAACAGAGCUCUAUUCAUUGGUGUCACGAGAUUUGCAGCAACAGGGCCUCUCUAUAUUUAGGGAUGACUUUGUUGGUGAACAAGAAGAAAAGGAGAAGUUCAGCAGACUAGUAGAAACCAAAACUGGGCUUUAUCCAAAAUUCAAGAAGCUUAGUAAUGGUAAAAUUUCUGAGAGGGAUGCUCGUCUGUUUUACUUUUUAGGCAUGUUCUUAGGUAGAGCAAUUUUGGAUGAAAGAGUUCUUGAUAUACCAUUCUCUGACGCUUUGCUUAAACUUUUGAAAGGAGAAUCUCUUUCGUUUUACGAUAUCGAGUCUAUUGAUCCAAUGCUAUUCCAGCAAUUGUCAAAGCUGCAAACAAUGGCUAAAAAAGUACAUGAAGUUAACAACUCUAAUCUCUCAAAACAAGAGAAAGAGAAGGCACUGAAUAUGAUUUACUUUGGUGAUGAUGGAAAAACUAGAUUGGAGGAUUUAUGUUUGAGUUUCAUUGUCAUUGGCACAGAUAUUGAGCUUGUAGACAAAGGCUCAGAAAAAGAGGUUACGCUUCACAAUUUGGACGAAUACUUGAGAUUACUCACUAAUUACAUGAUACAUGAUGGCGUUAUACAACAGGUGGAGCAUAUUAGGAAUGGUUUUAAUGUAGUUAUGGGCGAGAACAGUAGCGACAAGUUAAAAAUCUUCAACAUCAAAGAAUUGAGUGACAUCUUUGUAGGCUCUGAUGAAGAGUGGACAGAACAAUUAUUGAUUGAAGCAACAAAAUGUGACCAUGGCUAUACUCACAACUCGAGAGUUGUGAAAUAUUUGUUUAAGGUACUGUUGCAAAUGACUCCAUCAGAAAAGAGAGAUUUUUUACGAUUUAUCACUGGUGCUCCUCGGUUGCCUUGUGGAGGCAUUCUAAGCUUGAGACCCAAGUUAACAAUUGUGUUGAAGAAAGCAGAGAGUGGCAAAUCGGCAGAUAUGUACUUGCCUUCGGUCAUGACAUGCACCAAUUAUUUGAAGUUGCCUGAAUAUAGUUCUGAAUCCAUCCUCAAAGAACAGCUCUACAAAGCAAUUCAAGAAGGUCAGAAUGCUUUCCAUUUGAGUUAA